UCCACGUCUGCUUCACACGCCUCCUCCCGCAGGCCAAGAGCUUCCACUCCUCCUCCAUCCUCCGCCGCUCUGUUCGCAGCCGUGUCCAUCUCCGUUGGGUCCAGUUCAGUCCUGUCUAUGAUCUGACCUUCUUUCUCCCCUCUCUGAUCUGCUCCCAACAUACACCUCACCUUCCUUUGACAUCGACAUCCCUCCCGCCACCACCACUCUUGAUCUACUGGCAUCCGACUCGGUGUCUAGUCCGCCACUUCAACACGCCCAUCAUGGCUCCUCCCGCCUUGAGGAGCCUCCUCAUCGGGGCUCUGGCAUGUCUUCCUGUCCUGGCUUCCGCUCAGCGCAACUAUUCCACCACGGCCGACAUGCUGCGUGCCCAGCUCACCUUACUCGACGACCGGCCCUCUGAUUGUCCUCCAUGCUUCAACUGUCUUCUCCCUGCCCACAAGUGUACCCAGUUUGCCGGCUGCAAUGACUUCACUGGCAAAUGUAGCUGUCCCGAGGGCUUCGGCGGCGAUGACUGUCUCGAUCCACUGUGCGGAUCUCUCUCCCGUGGCGACAACACCGAUAGACCCCGACGGACCGGUGACAAUUGCGAAUGCGACGACGGCUGGACCGGCAUCAACUGCAACGUCUGCACAGAAAAUAAGGCCUGCGACGCCCUCAUGGAAACUAAGGAGGGCGGUGUCUGCUACCAGAACGGCGAGGUCAUCAACCACAAUUACCAAAUCUGCGAUGUUACCAACAAGAAGAUUACCGACCUUCUCGGAGAGAAGCGCCCCCAAGUCACCUUUACCUGCAAGAAAGAAGAGGGCAGCUGCGAUUUCCAAUUCUGGGUCGAUGAACGUGAAUCUUUCUACUGCCAUUUGAACGAGUGCAGCUCAAACGCCGAUAUCAACGACAGCCAGAACAGCACUGACUACAAGUGUAACAAGAUCCAAUGCGACUGCAUUCCAGACCGCAUGCUCUGUGGCGAGAACGGCUCCGUCGACAUUGGCGAAUUCUUGGUAGAGGAGAUCAAGGGCCCUGCAGAGUUCGAGUGCUUGCAGAAGAAUGGAGGCGUCAACAAUUGCGCCUUCAAAGAGCCCGCCAUGGACGACCUGAUUCUGUCCUUGAUCGGCGACAGUAGCAUCCAACUGAGCUGUCGCUCUGGAGAGUGUCUGUAUCACACCGAAGUCCCAGGUUACGAAAGGCCGGUCAAGAAGAUCAACACCCCACUCAUCGCCAGUAUCAUCGCCGCAUGCUCCCUUUUCGUUGUCGCCGUCAUCCUCCUCACGUGGUACCUCUCUCGCCGACAGUUCAAGUAUGGCGCCAUCGCUCUGGACGACUCCGACGACGAAAGCUUGAAGCUCAUGGCUGAUCACAAGCCUGCCUCUCUCUACUUUGAGAAUGUCGCCUACGAGCUCAAUGGAAAGAGAAUCUUGAACAACAUCCAGGGUAUGGCCCAUCCCGGAGAGGUGACCGCCAUUAUGGGUGCCUCAGGAGCUGGCAAGACCACUUUCCUCGAUAUCCUCGCACGAAAGAACAAGAGAGGUCAAGUCUCUGGCGACUUCUUCGUCAACGGUGAAAAGGUUACCGACAUCGAAUACAAGAACGUCAUCGGUUUUGUCGACCAAGAGGAUACCAUGCUGCCUACCCUGACCGUGCACGAGACCAUUUUGACGAGUGCCCUUCUUCGCCUGCCCCGGAACAUGGGUCGUGCUGCUAAGGAGCAACGCGUUUUCGAAGUUGAGAAGCAGCUGGGCAUUUACCACAUUCGGGACUCUCUCAUCGGCUCUGAGGAAGGCAAAGGCCGAGGUAUCUCUGGUGGAGAGAAGCGCAGAGUCGGCAUUGCCUGCGAACUCGUUACGAGCCCGUCUAUUCUGUUCUUGGACGAACCCACCAGCGGCUUGGAUGCUUACAACGCUUUCAAUGUCAUUGAAUGCCUCGUCACGCUCGCCAAGAACUACAAGCGUACUGUCGUCUUCACUAUUCACCAGCCGCGGUCCAACAUUGUUGCACUUUUCGACAGACUUGUUCUGCUGGCUCGUGGUGGCGCGGUUUACUCGGGACCUUUCUCUCAGUGCCAGGCUUACUUCGACCACAUUGGCUACUCGUGCCCUCCAGGCUUCAACAUUGCUGAUUACCUGGUCGAUCUCACCAUGCACGCCGGUGCCUCUACUUUGGAAGAUGAUGGAGCUCUGAACGCCGACGUUGCCAGCCUGGGUCCCAGCAGCACGACUGCAGUCAAGUCUAUCGCUAGCAUUUCUGGCGGUUCAAUCGGUGACGACAGCCUUGUUGAGUCUUCGUCUUCGCGUCCCAAGAACCACCGCCGUGAUUCCGUCAAGAUUCGCCAAGAAAGAGAGCUCUUCACUCGCCGCAAGAACACCGUUGACACGGCUGCUUCAUCGGAUGCCGGAGGCGAGGAUGUCGGAUCGUAUAAGCUUCAGAAUCAAUCCGGCUUUGUCCCGCCAGCCAAUGCUGAAGAUCCUCACGACCUUCCCCCUGCCGCAUAUGACGGAACUGAUCUCGACGUCUUGAUUCGAUCUUUCGCCGAGUCUGAUAUCGCCGGCUCUACGCACGAUGAAAUCCAGCAAUCCAUCACUGCUGCUCAGGGCGCCAAUGGACAGAAUGCCAACGGUUACAAUCCCGAGGGACCCAACAUUCACAUCAGCGCCAUCGGCAAGGGCUAUGUACGCGUUGGCUAUACCCGCCAGUUCAUCAUUCUGUCUCAACGCACGUGGAAGAACCUGUACAGGAACCCGAUUCUCAUGCUGACCCACUACGCCAUUGCCAUCCUCCUCGCGGUUCUGUCUGGGUACUUGUUCUAUGGAUUGACUGAUGAUAUUCCGGGUUUCCAGAAUCGCUUGGGUCUUUUCUUCUUCCUCUUGGCCUUGUUCGGAUUCAGCACUCUGACCAGCUUGAACGUCUUCGCCACUGAGAGACUCUUGUUCGUGCGAGAGCGCGCUAACGGCUACUACUCUCCCAUCACCUAUUUCGCUGCCAAGAUUUUGUUCGACAUUAUCCCAUUGCGAAUCAUUCCGCCGCUUCUCAUGGGUGCCAUCAUCUACCCGAUGACUGGCUUGGUUCCGGAUGCCAGCCACUUCUUCAAGUUUAUUCUCGUUCUGGUCUUAUUCAACUUCGCUGCCGCUGCGAUCUGCCUCUUCAUUGGCAUUAUCUGCAAGGACGGUGGAGUAGCCAACCUGAUUGGUAGUUUGGUUAUGUUGUUCAGCUUGCUCUUCGCUGGUCUGCUGCUCAACCACAACGCCAUUCCCAAGGCUGCUCUCUGGCUCCAGAUGCUGUCUAUCUUCCACUACGGUUUUGAGUCGCUCAUUGUCAACGAGGUGCUGCAACUCACACUGGUGGACAAGAAGUAUGGCCUGGACAUCACUGUUCCUGGAGCCGCCAUCUUGAGCUCUUUCGGUUUCAACAAUGACGCUCUUUGGACCGAUGUCGUCAGCCUCGGUACCUUUGGAGUCGUCUUCCUUAUUCUUGCCUAUGGCGCCAUGCACUUCCUUCUUGUCGAGAAGAGAUGAUCAUCGUGCGUGGCCAACUCGAGGCGACGUUCCAGGCGCUGUUUGGUAUACAAUUGUAAGAAUACAAGCGUGACGGCCACUGUAGCAAGAGCCGCAAUAGCUUCGGGUCAUUUCAUAGAGACCACACACAGAGAUACAUACAGCAAGUUUCCUUUCGAAUGGCAAUAAUCUGUCAAUGUGCAUAUGGGCAG
Colletotrichum scovillei is the source of this 3700-nucleotide messenger RNA. Its product is annotated as ABC-2 type transporter. Bases 264 to 3509 code for a protein of 1081 amino acids. Lineage: Eukaryota; Fungi; Ascomycota; Sordariomycetes; Glomerellales; Glomerellaceae. The record is from RefSeq and is a predicted model, not a curated record. Gene Ontology annotation, cellular component: membrane. Gene Ontology annotation, molecular function: ATP binding; ATP hydrolysis activity; ABC-type transporter activity. The transcript is spliced from 4 exons.